CAUUUCCAUAAUCUCUCCAAAAUAUUAAUUACCUUACUAAAGUUAUAAAAUUACCUCAAUUUCAUACUCUACUACUUCAGUAUCUUCAGGUCAACGAUACGCCACCAAACCAAAACCAAAAAUCAAAAUUCUCACAAACCAAACCAAAUCAACCAAAUCCCUUUGUGGGUUUUCAUCACAACACAUCAAUCUAAAAUGGGUCGGAAACCAAAUGAUUCUGAACCCACUAAAUAUACAACUAUGAUCCUUCUUUUAAUGGGUCUUGUUUCUUGUACUGUUGUCUACAUUUUCAUGUCUACAAUUAUCAGACCCACCGGAAAUUUGACCGUUGACAGGCGGUUGACGGCGGAGGACGGCGGUGGCGGCGGUGGUGGUGACGUGGAUGUUGGUGAGUGUUGUAAUGGGAUUGAAAGUUUUGAGCUUUGGGGUGCUGCAGUGAAGUGGGGUUCUGAUUUUAAGGUUAAUAGUACUAAAGAAUGUUGUAAGGCUUGUAAGGAUAUGUGUACUGGUAAUCAUGGGCCUUGUCUUUGUGAUACAUGGGUUUUUUGUGGUAAUAAAAAGGCUUGUGGUGAUAAAUUUGGUGAGUGCUGGUUGAAGAAGCAGAAAGAUACUUUGGCUCCUGAUAUACGGGAAACAGGAAACAAGAUUAUGUGGACAUCUGGCAUUGUUUUUGGAAAAGGAGAGGGAAUUGUCGCCUUGGAAACAGAAUUUGGUGCUAUUCACGUCAAGCUUUUGCCAGAAUGUUCCCCCCACUCUGUUUUUAACAUUUUGGAGUUGUUGGGGUUGCGCCACUGUGCUGGUUGCCAAUUUUUUCGUGCGGAAACUCGUGGACAAGUUUGGGAUGCACGCGGAGAUCACAUAGAAGAUGCUUCUUUUGGCCCUCCAUAUGCUUUGGUACAAGGAACUCUUGGUGCUCAAGGAUCAUCAUUCGACACAAUUCCCAGUGAAUUCUGUCCGGAAGUAAGACGGGGUUCAGUUGCAUGGGUUGGUUCUGGCCCUGAAUUCUUUAUAAGCUUAGCAAACCAUCAAGAAUGGAAAAAUGCAUACACUGUUUUCGGCUAUGUGCUGCCGGAGGACAUGGAAAUUAUAGAGAAAAUAGCUCAGCUCCCCACAAAAUUAGAUGUCUGGACCGGAGUUAACGUGACAAUCUUGGAAAACCCCGUACCGUUGAGGGUACGAAGAGUCAAGUCCAACAAUGGUGAUCUGAACCUUAGCACUUAGAGGAGCCUGUAUGAUUUGCAGUUUACCUACUGCUACUUUUGUACAUUGAAGUCAUAGUUUGAGCUUUCUAUGCACACUUAUUAUCCCAUGUUGUAAUCAAUUUUGCAGAGUAUGUUUUCAUAAUUUGGAAAGAAGAAAUAACCCGUCGAAUUUCAUUGCCU
This is a messenger RNA of Lycium ferocissimum, 1382 nucleotides long. RefSeq lists its product as uncharacterized. Gene Ontology annotation, molecular function: peptidyl-prolyl cis-trans isomerase activity. The record is from RefSeq and is a predicted model, not a curated record. The coding region runs from base 196 to 1221 and encodes 341 amino acids. Lineage: Eukaryota; Viridiplantae; Streptophyta; Magnoliopsida; Solanales; Solanaceae. The transcript is spliced from 5 exons. Gene Ontology annotation, biological process: protein peptidyl-prolyl isomerization.